Molecule: messenger RNA, 921 nt
Organism: Aspergillus costaricaensis CBS 115574
Lineage: Eukaryota; Fungi; Ascomycota; Eurotiomycetes; Eurotiales; Aspergillaceae
Product: cytochrome b5 reductase family protein
Exons: 3
Coding region: 1-921 (306 amino acids)
Biological process (GO): ergosterol biosynthetic process
Molecular function (GO): cytochrome-b5 reductase activity, acting on NAD(P)H
Source: RefSeq, a predicted model, not a curated record
AUGCUCCCUAGCACUAGAAUCACACGCAUACUUGUUGCCAGCUUCACAGUUGCUGGUUGCGGAGUAUACUCAUUCAAACGACACCUUAUAGAGGAAGCACUGGCUGAGACACCAGAACAAGAACCGCACGUCAUGUUCCGUGGCUUCAGGCCAACAUCUCUGCGUGUGCAAAAUGUCGAAUCUCUCAGUCACAACACUAAACGCCUUCGAUUCGAGUACCCGGAUCAAACCUGGAUAUCAGGGUUACAAUUGACAUCAUCUGUCUUAGUAUUUUGCUGGCCCCAAAAAAGCUGGUUCCCGGCUAUUCGACCAUACACACCGGUCAGCAGCCUGAACCAGCGCGGCUUCCUCGAUCUCGUGGUAAAGAAAUACCCGCAUGGAAAGGUGUCUUCACACCUGCACACAUUGCAACCAGGCGACUCCCUCUAUUUUCUCGGCCACUUACCUGGUGGAUAUCGAUGGUCCGCGGCGACUGCCAAUGAGCACUCGCGGGUAUACCUUAUCGCUGGCGGAUCGGGCAUCACCCCCACCUACCAACUCGCCCGAGGCAUCCUAGAGGACAAUCCGAACGCCAACACCAAAGUGCAAGUGGUGUUCGGGGCUAACACCGCGCAGGAUCUUGUCCUGAAGAAGGAGUUAGACAUUUUGCAGCAGAGGUUUGCCGACCGGCUUCAGAUGCAUUAUCUGGUAAGCGAGGCGGGACCCUCAACGGGAGAAGCGGAUAACAAAGACGUGAGCUACGGGGCGCGGGUGAACACAAGUCGUUUGCGGCAGCUUUUCGGGGUGAGGCGAGAAGGAGAUGAAAAAGUGUUUGUCUGUGGGCCUCCCGGGAUGGAGAAGGCCUUGGUGGGAGGCAAGUCUUGCGGACGAGGCAUUCUUGAGGAGUUGGGGUUCCAGAAGGACCAGGUCCAUAUCUUCUAA